UUCAAUUUCUGAUGGAAAUUAACUGGGUUAUUAAAUAACCGGGUUUAUAAAUUGGGUUAUGAUUACAUUUUAUUUUACACAGUAUAGCUCAACGAUUCGUCUCAAAGCUUCACACUUUCGUGAAAUCUGCAGACUUUGUGUAGUUCUCAAAUCUCGAUUCGUUGGAUUCAGUUGAAGAAAUAGGCAAUGGCGACUCCGUCGUCGUCUUUCUGGAACACAGCUUCACGAGAAGCCAUGAAAAGCGGCGUGUUACUCGCGAAACUCUACUGCUUUCUUCAUGUAACAACAAACUAUCUCGGAUUCAUGGCUUAUUCUUUUUGAGCAGGCUUAUGGUCCGAGCAUGACUCCGACGCUUCAUCCUUCGGGAAAUGUGUUAUUAGCGGAGAGAAUCUCGAAGCGGUAUCAGAAACCGAGUCGUGGAGAUAUAGUUGUGAUACGAUCUCCAGAAAACCCUAAUAAGACUCCAAUUAAAAGAGUUAUUGGUAUUGAAGGUGAUUGUAUAAGCUUUGUGAUUGAUUCAAGGAAGAGUGAUGAAUCUCAAACCAUUGUGGUUCCUAAAGGACAUGUCUUUGUUCAAGGUGACUAUACUCAUAACUCACGAGACUCAAGAAACUUUGGUACUGUACCUUACGGUCUUAUUCAAGGCAGAGUGCUUUGGAGGGUUUGGCCAUUUCAAGAUUUUGGACCGCUUGGACCAACCCCAACUUAGCAUACGAGUUAGCUUGGUCAUUAGGCCAAUGAGAUGACCGAGGCAGAUUGGUAGUAUGGUUAAUCGUUGUUGCCGAGUGAGUCUGGCUCAUGACUGACUAUGAGAUGCAGGAUCAUCAUACCAUUCACGAAGAUGGGAGAAUCUAAACGCUCAGGAAAAGUGAGUAUAUGGUUUAGACUUGAGAGCACGUAACAUUAUGUAUUUUUGGUCUGACGCUGUAUGUGAGAGUCGCCUCUGUAUCAAAAAGUUAAAACAAACAUCGAAUGUUUUGUGUGAAGCCAAGAUUAUUCAUGGGAAAAUCUUAUAACCAUUUAAAAAUACUACUUGAUCAAUAGCAUUUCCCCACAUUUUAAA
This is a messenger RNA of Arabidopsis thaliana (thale cress), 1063 nucleotides long. RefSeq names its product Peptidase S24/S26A/S26B/S26C family protein. The record is from RefSeq and is marked reviewed. Gene Ontology annotation, cellular component: membrane; mitochondrion; mitochondrial inner membrane. The transcript has 4 exons. The coding region runs from base 341 to 709 and encodes 122 amino acids. Gene Ontology annotation, molecular function: serine-type endopeptidase activity; serine-type peptidase activity. Gene Ontology annotation, biological process: protein maturation; proteolysis. Lineage: Eukaryota; Viridiplantae; Streptophyta; Magnoliopsida; Brassicales; Brassicaceae.